AUGAUUGACGUGGAAACUGCCAUCAACGCUAGUGUGUUCGGAACUCCUAUGGUUAACACGUCGUCCACUGAAGACCUCCAUCUGAACAGUAACACGUCAUCCACCGAAGACCUGUAUCUGAACAGUAACACGUCGUCCACUGAAGACCUCCAUCUGAACAGUAACACGUCAUCCACCGAAGACCUGUAUCUGAACAGUAACACGUCGUCCACUGAAGACCUCCAUCUGAACAGUAACACGUCGUCCACUGAAGACCUGUAUCUGAACAGUAACACGUCCACUGAAGACCUUCAUCUGAACAGUAACACGUCGUCCACUGAAGACCUUCAUCUGAACAGUAACACGUUGUCCACGGAAGACCUCCAUCUGAACAGUAACAUGUCAUCCACUGAAGACCUCCAUCUGAACAGUAACACGUCGUCCACUGAAGACCUCCAUCUGAACAGUAACACGUCGUCCACUGAAGACCUCCAUCUGAACAGUAACACGUCGUCCAUUGAUAAAUCACGUUUUUUAUGUGAAACAGGCCAGGCACAAGACCGUGCAAGAUCAGGAAGGCCAAGGGUCACAGCGCCAGCUGAAGACCACUACAUCCGGACAAUCCACCUGCGGAACCGAUUCGUGACGGCGAUGUCUACGGCGGCGACGGCACUGGGACACCCUAUCAGCAGACGAACAGUCUUAAGACAACUCCGCAGGGCUGGUAUCAGAGCUUUCUGCCCCUUCUGUGGAAUGGCCUUGACCCCUGAGACCGUCAACGCAGAUUACAAUGGGCACGAACUGUACGUCGAUGGCAGCGGCGUGAUUAGGAAAGGCAGUGUUCACGGAUGA
Molecule: messenger RNA, 831 nt
Organism: Gigantopelta aegis
Lineage: Eukaryota; Metazoa; Mollusca; Gastropoda; Neomphalida; Peltospiridae
Product: Y' element ATP-dependent helicase YJL225C-like
Exons: 3
Coding region: 1-831 (276 amino acids)
Source: RefSeq, a predicted model, not a curated record